AUGGCCGCCGCUCUCCCUCAAGGCGGGAUAAUCCCACCAUCUCCCACCGGCGCCGACUGCUCAUUCCAUCAGGACCACUGGGACUGCGCCGCGCCAUGCACGACUCGCACAAGCACUCAACUCCAGAUCGCGGCCACGAUCACCAACCUGCCCGAGUUCAUGGACUCGAUGAACGCCAAAUUCUCCACCUCUGGCGUGUCUUUCUCUGGGACUACUGUCUUUGUGCACACCUCUCUGUACACCUUCCCCGGCGGUAGUUUCACUGGUUAUGGCAUCUACGACUCCAACGCUCUCCGUAGCGCCGGCUACAGCAUUCUCACAUCCCUUUCGGUCUUCACCACGUGUCCGACGUCGACAGCCACUCUGCCCCCUUCUCCUACCGGCAGCCUGGCACUGCGAACCGACGGCAACCCCCUCUGCUGCAGCAUCGUCGACACAUGUCACCACAACCAGUGCCGAUAAAGUUGGAUGUACGCCACAUGAUGAUCACUGGCACUGCCCUCCCGGAGUGCCUCAGCCAACGACACCUCCCGGAGGUAGUCUCUUGCCC
Molecule: messenger RNA, 550 nt
Organism: Colletotrichum destructivum
Lineage: Eukaryota; Fungi; Ascomycota; Sordariomycetes; Glomerellales; Glomerellaceae
Exons: 3
Coding region: 1-462 (153 amino acids)
Source: RefSeq, a predicted model, not a curated record